This is a messenger RNA of Drosophila innubila, 2274 nucleotides long. RefSeq lists its product as uncharacterized. The transcript has 5 exons. NCBI's taxonomy places the organism in Eukaryota, Metazoa, Arthropoda, Insecta, Diptera, Drosophilidae. Gene Ontology annotation, cellular component: membrane. The record is from RefSeq and is a predicted model, not a curated record. The coding region runs from base 614 to 1486 and encodes 290 amino acids.
UCGUUUAGUCCGCUGGCGAACGUUGUCUUGAGCGCAGUUUGUCGGUGUCGUUUGUCGCAUUAGCAACGUCUUAACGUGUGUGCGUGUGUGUCUGAUACCUGUUACUCUCUGUCUGCGUCUGCGUCUGUGUGUGUGUGUGUGUAGUGUGUCUGCGUGUGAGCUGUUGUCGGUUACUGUGCCUGGCUCAUUCCCGUUUGUCGCUGUCGCUGCCGCUGCUAAAUUAUUAUACACUUAUUUUUUUCGUGUUUUUUUUUUCUGUGUCGUCGCCGCAGCAGCAGCUAACUGGUUGCUGGAAUAAAAAGAAGCAGCAGAAGCUAGCUGUGAACAGAAGAGUAACAAUAAUAAUAACAAAAAAAAAGAAGCAAUUACAACUACAACCACAACUGAAGAACUGUAUUUUUUCGUUGUUAAUUUUACUCGUUCGGAAAAUCUUCGAAGUCACAACAACAGCAACAACAACAAUAAGCGUUUAACGGCAGAAUACAGUAGAAGGAGGCAAUACCAACUACAGUAACAGCUACAGCCGUAGCAGUAACAGAAGUAGUUACAGAAGAAGUUACAGUGCAAAAGGAGCAGCUAAAAAAAAUCAACAUCUUCCGAUCAACUUAUCAAAAUGCCCUGCUCAGCCGUCACGCUAUCGAUAGCGACAAUCUGUGCUAUUAUCGCCACAGCGCUGCUCGCGAUCGCCUUCUCCACAGACAAUUGGUUGCAUUAUGAUGUCAGACGCAAUCAGAUACAGGCCUUUGCCGCCAAACACUCGGAUGCAGAUUCUCUUCUGCAAAAUUUGAAUAAUAAAUACUAUUAUUAUACGAGAACCCGUGGACUGUUCCGGAUAUGUUAUCCCAAGGAGCGUCCGCCGGCAUCAUCAGUUCCCACGUAUUUGUCGCCGAUUGAGACGCACUGCUCGAACAUUGACUAUUUUCCACAAGUGGAGGAUGAUAAGAUUUCCAAUGAAGAUGCAACAUCGAGAUUACAUUUGGCACGAUCCUGCAUUGCGCUGUUCAUCAUUAGUUUUGUGACCAUCUUUUGUGCAUUCUGGACGGGACUCUCCGGCUGCUGGAAGCGUUCAUCUGGCGCGAUAACAGCCACAUCGAUACUUCUUCUGGUCACUUGUCUUCUGGCCGCUGGCGCCAUGGGACUCUGGCAUACGGUCGAGUUCUUUGAGAAGGAGAAAGUCGUUGGCGAGGACUACUUCCAGCAGUGGAAUACGGUGCUGCGUGAUAACACAAAGAUCGUCUAUGAUUGGUCAUACAUUGUGGCCUGGACAGGCAUUGGCACCUGUCUUCUGGCUGCCAUUUUGUUGUCCGGCGCUGCUGUCUGUCUGCGUAACGAGCGCGAAAAGGAGGAGCAACUGAAUCUGCAGUAUUUGAUGCCCGUGUAUUCGCAAAAGCAGCCCCCGUAUCCACCCUACGCCAACUAUGCACAACCGCAAAUCUAUCCGGGUCCCUACUAUCAUGGCUCUCAAUAUGGACCGUAUAAUUAUUAGAGAGUCAGUAGAGCGACAACGAAAUAAUCAAAGAAAGCAGAUUGGACAAACCUUUGAAAGCAAAAUCGUUUAGAAAUCACAAAAACAAAUAUACAUAAAAAAAAAAACAAAAAUAAAAAAUGACAAAAGCUAUUGACAUAUCGGGUUAGGUCGAAUUUCGAAUGUCUUCCAGUUUCAACUAUAUUGUCAACCUUAACAGUUAAUGGCAAAGAAUUAGCAAACAUGAAACGGGAAAAAUAUAUAUGUAUUUGUUGCUAAACACACACAUACAUACAUACAUACCCAUACAACAAUUAAAUAUAACAUCUAUAUAUAUAUAUAUAUAUAUAUAUAUAUAUAAUUUUUUUUUUACUUUACAAAAAUGUUUAGUUGAUAGUCUAUAUAGCGCUAUAUACAUCUUACAUAUGCUUAUAUAUAUACAUCUGCAUGUAUGUAUGUAUAUUUGUAUAGCAAUCGUGGGUCUUGAGUCAAAAUGCGUCAAAGUAUUUGGUGCGCCAAUUUCAAAUGCAGAAUGUACUUGCACACAGCAUAAGUAGCUGGCGAAUAUAUAAGAGAGAACAAUAAAGAUUUAAUUUAUUGUAGCAUGUAACGUACAUGUAGCUUAAUUAUAUGUAUGUAAUAAUAAUAAUGUAUCUAAGCAUAAAUUUUUGUAUAUGUUUAUGAAUGUAAUGAAUAUAUAACUUUACAAAUGCGCAGCAAGCGUCAGUUUGUCUUCCAAGUACAUCAAGUGCGUGUGCAUGUGUUAAGCUAUAAUUUAAUAAAUAAAAGUUUCUUACGUUAUAAAAAAA